UCCACAUACCAUUUAGUACAGGAAAAUUCGACGGAGUAACACACGUAAACAAAUACCAUACAUAUCCACCCCAACCAGCCUUCUUAUCGAACCGUCAUCAUCGAUAGUCAACGCCAGACUUCCCUCAGUGCUCAGGUGAGUACACUACUACACAAAAUGACUUCAUUUCAAGUAACCCAUUCGCACUAGGCUGCACCUGAUGGAUCCAUCAACCGUUCUUCCGGUGGAAGUCCUCCAAAAAAUCUUCAAGCACUACCUAUCAGAUCGAAAGAGCCCCGUACAGUCUUUCGAUCUCUCCGAUGGUCUUUGGGUCCUUGGGAGAGUAAACAGCGCAUGGAGAAGCAUCACCAUAUCCUCAAAGUUCUUAUGGUCCACCAUAGUCAUCCUCGACAUACCAUGGCUCGUGUCCCCCUCUGAUACCGCCAACAUAAUCCUCACCGAGAUCCUCCGUCGCUCCGGAGACGCACCUCUCAGUAUCACCCUUUCCGUGCACAUUAAAAUCGCACAUCAUCGGCGAUUAUCUGAUUCCGCGUCGAGAUCCUUAUUCUUACUGCUCUCUACGCAAAGCCAUCGCUGGCAAUCAGUGGAUCUAAAAGCCCCCACCACAAUCUGGGAAGAUUUCAUGCAGAUAUCUCAUUCUCGCCUCCAUAGCCUUCGUGCGAUAGUUCCCAAUGAUUCCAUCCUACUGCAGAUUCCCAGAAUCUGCUCAAAUGUCGUAGACCUCACAUUACGCGUCUCCAAGCUGGUUAACUACCGAGCCCUCACAGUUUCUCCCGCUCACGUUGAGAUGCCUUUCCUACAGCAUCUCGACAUAAAGUCACACCAUAUCGAUUUUCUGGAGGCAAUAACCGCUCCUCGUCUCCGAUCAUUGCGGUUUGAAAAUUUCGCCGGUCAAUCUAGGUCUUGCUCACCUCUCCUCGGUUUCAUUGAGCGGUCACAGUGUUCAAACUCCUUAACUGAACUGGACUUGUCUUGGAGCUGCGACUGUCGUGACCUCGUCGCAAUGCUUUCCCGUGCAUCGUCUCCUCCUUACACCAACUCUGACCAGCGAAUCGUCCCUUCUGUGUUGCCGAAUCUGCGUACACUUUCAUUCCUGAACCCGGAAAUUUUGAGCGACACGGACGUUAAUCUCAUACUCGACAUGGUCGAGUCCAGGAUUGUCGGACAGCUGAGGCACGUGUGUCUUGGUCUGGUUGAUUGGGAUGUUAUGAGGAAGCUGAAGGGGCGCCUGUCCUUCCUGAAUGCCUUUCCGGAUGUUGAUGUUGAGCUGAGACCGGCGCUAUUAGCGGGGGGCGAUUACGACGGGGGCAAGGUAGUCCUGAUUUGGUCCUGAUAUACCUUUUCAUCGUGGCUCGGCUUUUGACGAACUAUGGCAUGCUCAAUCUACACUAUGCGUAUAUAUUCUGAUACCUUGACGGUAAAAAUAUUAGUCUUCUUGAUCAAUUCUUGAUAUAUUUAAACGAUAAUUCGCUCCAUGUUACUCACGUAGAUUAUAGUACAAAACAUUCCAAGUAAAUGAUAGCUCUGAGUGCUACAUUGUACGGGGAUAGUUAGCCCCUAAAUCCAUGACGCCUUUUGAUUUUUUCA
This is a messenger RNA of Desarmillaria tabescens, 1587 nucleotides long. RefSeq lists its product as uncharacterized. Lineage: Eukaryota; Fungi; Basidiomycota; Agaricomycetes; Agaricales; Physalacriaceae. The transcript has a single exon. Gene Ontology annotation, molecular function: protein binding. The record is from RefSeq and is a predicted model, not a curated record. Bases 200 to 1333 code for a protein of 377 amino acids.